This is a messenger RNA of Purpureocillium lilacinum, 1428 nucleotides long. RefSeq lists its product as uncharacterized. Gene Ontology annotation, molecular function: catalytic activity. The record is from RefSeq and is a predicted model, not a curated record. Lineage: Eukaryota; Fungi; Ascomycota; Sordariomycetes; Hypocreales; Ophiocordycipitaceae.
AUGGGCCCAACAACCACCAUCCGCGUCGCGACCGCCUCGCCCGGCACGGGCCCCUCCCGCGCCGCCACCCUCUCCCGCCUCGAGGCCCUCGCCCGCCGCGCCGCCUCCCCUCCCACCGCCGCCGACCUGCUCCUCCUGCCCGAGGCCUUCAUCGGCGGCUACCCGCGCGGCAGCGCCUUUGGCUGCGUCAUCGGCGACCGCAGCGCCGCCGGCCGCGACGAGUACGCCCGCUACUACGACGACGCCGUCGACCUGGGCGACACGGUCGGCGAGGGCGGCGCGGGCGCCGGCGACCGCUGGAUCCGCCGCGAGCUGCCCGCCGUGGCUGUCGUCGGCGCGGGUGACCACGCGGAUGGUGCGGCGCAUCGUCAUCAUGGAGGGGGACCGCCGCCGGCGAGGGGAGACGGCACGAGGGAGGAGCUGGAGCGCAUUGCGCGCGAGACGGGCGUGUUUGUCGUCACGGGAGUAAUCGAAAAGGCGGGCGGCAGCCUGUACUGCUCCGUCGUGUACGUGUGCCCGCGCGAGGGCAUCAUCGGCAAGCGGCGCAAGGUCCUGCCUACCGGCACCGAGCGCCUCGUCUGGGCGCAGGGCUCCCCCUCCACCCUCCGCGCCGUCAGCACCACCAUCCGCGGCGCCCGCGUCAAUCUCGCCGCCGCCAUCUGCUGGGAGAACUACAUGCCCCUGCUGCGCCAGAGCCUCUACGCGCAAAACGUCAACCUGUACCUCGCGCCCACGGCCGACGGCCGCGACGCCUGGCUCGGGCUCAUGCGCACCAUCGGCGUCGAGGGGCGCUGCUUCGUCGUCAGCAGCAACAUGUGCGUGCGCGACGGCGACCACUUCCCCCAGCUGCAGCAGUCGCAGUCGCAGGCUAGCCCCGCGCAGACGCAGACGCAAUAUCAUCCUACUAGCAGUCAGGGCACGGGUCUGGGACGCGCCGGCGCCGCCGCCGCGGCGAGGAGAAGCUCCACCAUCACGGAGGAGGGCUUCGAGAUCGCCCUGCCGCCCAGCCCGCAGCGACACAAGCGCCGCAAGUCCGUCUUCGACGAGGACGGCAACGAGAUCGUGCUGUGCUGCGACGCCGACGACGAGAACGGCACUUCUCCUUCUGCUGCGGCUCCCGCCGCCGUCGAUGGCGCCAGACAGGUCAACGGCACCGGCACCGCUCUGCCCAAGCUGACCACCGGCACGACCGCUGGGGCAGCAGCACCGGCCUUCGCCUCGCGCGGCGGCUCGUGCAUCGUCUCGCCGUUUGGCGACGUGCUCGCCGGCCCGCAGUGGGAGGACGACGAGGGCAUCAUCUACGCGGACAUUGACCUGCGCGACUGCAUCCGCGGGCGGCUCGACCUCGAUGCCGCGGGCAGCUACUCGCGCAACGACGCGUUUAAGCUGACGGUGCAGGGGCUGGACAUGGACCCCCUGCCGUAUUGA